UGCGUGUAUGCGUAUGCGUAUGCCACGUGUGAAACCAUUUUUUAUUUUCGAGACAACUUAUUAAACUAAGAUGGAUCACUGGGACAUCCAUUGUCGAACAAAUGGCCCCCAAGGCAGCAUUGAAGUAGGCGCAUUUCACAUGCGUGAAGACUGUGAGUCUAGUACAUCUGGUGUGGUACGUGCUAGUGGGACUGACAUCACGGUGAUAAGCCCUAGCUCAAGCCCAGAGAUUGCACAAACUAGUGACCAUGGAAGUGCACCGAAACAGUCCCCUCAAGUUCAAGUGGAGUAUUCAUUGAAGAUCAUUAACCGUCUUAUUCCAGGUGGUGCCGUGGAACGGUUCUCAGCAAGUGUCUUUCAUAGCAAACAAGAAUUGGAGGAGAAAAUUAUGUGUACUUUGGUAUCUGAGAAGCUCAUUAAAAGUACUGAUGGCGUACAGUUUGGCUACAUAAUGCCUGGUCAUGGUUUCAAAGGAAAGCAGCAACUAGUUGAUAGUGAUGCUGAUGUGGCAACAAUGUAUGACUCUUACAAAAAGAAAACCCCUAUAAUCAUUUGGGCAAAGAUAAAAGCACAUGCUCGAAAGCGCCUCUCUAUUUCUGAUGUCAAUUCUGGUGCACCCCCGAAGAAGAAAAAGCCUGAAGAGGACAAAAACAAACCUGCCCGUCAUUCAAGCUACCAAGGCCAUUUGUCAAAAAUGGCUGAAGUUGACUCUAUUGUUGAUGAGCUAGAGGAAAAACACACUUCUGGAGAGUUUAGUCCUGAGCAACUUCGAGCCUGGGCUCAUAUGAUUCAGCUAAACAAGCACGUAUCAUAUGACGAGCCUCCAGACAAGCCAUUCUUUCGCCAAUCAAAGUUGAAGAAACGAUCUACAUCCGAGCCUCAAGGAAUAUCACCUGCCAAACGAAUCACACUGAGGUCUGAAUGCAUUGAUCAGCUUGAGAAAUGGCACAAGCUGAUGGAGCUAGGUGCUAUUACACAAGAUCAAUAUGUAGAGCAUAAGGAUACAAUCAUGAGUGACAUCAAGAAGUUUUGAGUGUAAUAUUAAAGCAAGAACAUUGUAAAGUAAUCAUACUUAUGCAUAUCCACUAUC
Messenger RNA from Halichondria panicea, 1090 nucleotides. RefSeq lists its product as uncharacterized. The transcript has 2 exons. NCBI's taxonomy places the organism in Eukaryota, Metazoa, Porifera, Demospongiae, Suberitida, Halichondriidae. The record is from RefSeq and is a predicted model, not a curated record. The coding region runs from base 71 to 1033 and encodes 320 amino acids.